AUGUCAGCUGCACAAGAAAAUUAUCAUCCUGUUAGAACCGACGUAGAUGAAAAAGGCAUAUUUAGAUGGUUGUGCACUUAUGCUAUGAGGGCAAAUGCCAAUGCACAAUAUCUCUUAGCCCACUGUUUUCGAUUGGGCAUAGGAACGGACAAAGAUCAAAAAAUAGCUUUUCUAUGGUACAGGCUUUCUGCGGAAAAUGGAAAUGUAGAUGCUCAAUGGAUGUUAGGACAAUAUUACGAAUAUUACGAAUCCAAUACGAAAUCUCCUAAAAACAAAGAAAAAGCGAUGGAAUGGUAUUUUAAAUCUGCAAACAGUGGAAAUGCAAAUGCACAAUAUAGAAUGGGAUUACACUUUCAUUUUAUUAAAGAUUUAAAGAAGGCAUUUAAAUGGUAUCUUCUUGCUGCAAAGCAAGGAAUCCAUGGUGCGCAAUGUUCUUUGGGAAAUUGUUACCAAAACGGAAUAGGAGUAGAUAGAAAUGAACAGACGGCAUUCAAAUGGUACUUAACAUCUGCUGAAGGAGGAUACGCUGAGGCGUAUCUUCACGUUGCGGAAUGUUAUUAUUAUGGUAAAGGUGUAAAUCAAGACAUAAACAAAGCAAUGAUGUGGCAUUCAAAAUCCACCCGAGGAGGAAAUGUUUGGGUAGAACUUUAA
Messenger RNA from Funneliformis geosporum, 651 nucleotides. The record is from the annotation of a GenBank genome assembly. Lineage: Eukaryota; Fungi; Glomeromycota; Glomeromycetes; Glomerales; Glomeraceae.